AUGCAAGAGGUGAAUCAACAGAUAGAAACUUUGCUACAACAGGAGAUUAGACAGUAUAUACUACGCCCUGCUACCAGGUGGCAUGAAUUUGGAGAACAUAACAAAUACUUUUUUGGUGUUAUCAAAGGGCGACAGUCUCAACAGACAGUACAGACUUUACGUAGUUCUACUGCAGAGGAACUCUUCACAGAUACAAAUGACAUUCUUCGAGAAGCUAGGUCCUUCUAUAGCUCUUUCUAUUCUCCCGAAGAUAUAGAUCAGGGCGCUCUAAAUACUCUUUUGUCUGCUAUCCCCUCCAUUGUCCGCCUCACUGAAGUGGACUCCUCCAUGUUGACUGAAACACCCGUUGUGGAUGACCUAUUGGAGCUACUUAAGUAUAGUCCUAUUGGUAAAAGCCCUAGGCAGGGUGGCAUUCCUUUUGAGGUCUAUAAGUACCUAUUUUCUAAAUUUCCAAGACUCGCAAAGCUGUUUGCAUGUGUCUUGUCAAAUGCUUUUGCUGGUAUAUUUCCUGAAACAUGGCAACAUACAAGAAUGGUACUUUUGUUCAAAAAGAGUGAACCUACCCUUUUGUCUAACUGGCGUCCUUUAUUGUUGAUUAAUGCUAAUUGA
This is a messenger RNA of Gilbertella persicaria, 609 nucleotides long. RefSeq lists its product as uncharacterized. The record is from RefSeq and is a predicted model, not a curated record. The transcript has a single exon. Bases 1 to 609 code for a protein of 202 amino acids. NCBI's taxonomy places the organism in Eukaryota, Fungi, Mucoromycota, Mucoromycetes, Mucorales, Choanephoraceae.